AUGGCAGAUAGCGCGGACAACGUCGUCGCUUCCACCGGUCAAAGUCGGAAACCCAGAGCCUAUGAGACUAGUGGCCAGCGAAAUGACCGUGGGUAUCGACUUAUUGAACAUAUUCACGAUCUACCCCUCGAAGAGAUGAACAGCGAUGGUGGUCGCGAUCCCUCACCGAAGCGAAGGCUUUCUGGGUAUGGAAGACCGCGGGACAAAGCAUUCAUAGAAAAGACAGACGUGUUCGCGCUUCUCAGCUGUUUGGUGUUAUUCAUCGCGGCCUUCGUCACAGUAUCGCCAUCCACGUCGACGCCCUGGAAGCUUGGGCUCACUCGUCAAUUUCAAGUAAUCGGAUUCUUGUUGAGUGCGAUGAAUUUAUGCUUCUUAAGCAUCGCGCCCAAGAUUUUCGUUCUCCUUGAGGCUCGCUUUGGCCCUUCGUACCUUCAGAACUAUGACGCUAUCUUACGCAACUCUUUCGUCAAGACUAAUACGAACAUCGUCUGGCGUGGACUUCUGGUCACAGUCACAGUUGUGCCUGUCGCUCUAAGUUUAGCAUACAAAGAAUUCAAUCAUGGAAGAAGCCAUAACACUCUGGGGAACCAUACCGGCAAUUUCUACGGUCUUCUCCCUGCUGCUGGGCUUGAAGAUCGAUUCGUUGGCCUCACAUUUUUCGAGAAUACUACGGUAUCAUUCACCUCAGCGACGUUCGCUGAUCCACCAUUACCAUCAUUCCCAAGUCCCUAUGGAUUCAAUACCUUAUUGCUCUCAAAUACCUCUUCUGCCAAGCUCGAUGCUCCGUCCCCCAAAUACGUUCGCCAUAUUCAGACCAAUUUGAUCUCUGAUGAGACAUAUAACCUUACCGCAGAUGUACUCGCAACAGUGACAACUUACAACAGCUCCGUCGAAACCCAUCGAAAUGACGACCAAUUUUGGAAUCAUUAUCUCAGCUUGAUGCACGACCCUCCCAAUAAAUAUAUCAAUCAGUCCGAUGCCUCGGACAAGGAUGCGUACCUUGUGUCGAAACUUACCAGUCAAGACCUGUAUACCGGCAAAUGGCUCUCAAUGCUCGUCAACAGCCUUUAUAGGACAGAUACGUCCUGGAUGUUCUUCGCCAUCACCCCGCCAAACGCUACUGAGUUCCGACGCUCCGCUCGACUUUACCAUACACGCAGAGAAAGCUGCACCGGAACGUGGCGAAUUACAUACAACUCCAUUGAACUCGUUCACGGUCUUUGUAACAAGCCCCCUUUAUCUGAUGAUCGCCAGAAAAUCUUCACGAAUGCCACCUUUGCUUUGCCGGAGUGGUACAUGCCUUCCCUCUCCGAGCACCUUGGGCCUCUUACCGCCCCCGAGCGUGCAAAUAGUCCCUGGCUGCUACCAACCUAUUGUACCCUCUUUGCAGGAAUGUACUGGUCACGCAUCACGGCAUUCAACACCAAAAGUCUGUUUGAUUAUCAAAAGACCACAGAACAAGACAUCGAUAGCGGUCCGGACCCGAACAGAUCGCCGGACGAUUACUAUCACGUCGCGGACAAGGUGACGUCGAGUAGACGGACAAUGAACGCUUCGCCCGGCUUGUAUGUCACUCUCGCUAUCUAUCCGAUUCUUACGGCUCUAUUUUUUACGGCAAGUCUUUUGCUGCACAAUGUGCCUCUAGACAGUGGGUUUGGAACCAUUGCGCUGCUUGCCGGGGUUCGAGUGGAGACUCUGAGCCUGUUGGAGGGAGCCUCGAGGUCUGGAAGACUGCGAAAACCAAUCAGAGUUGCCAUCAAUGCGGACGAAAGGCGGGUCGAAGGGGACGGUGGGACAGGUGGCCGCAAUGAAUAUAUACUACAUGACGAGAAAGUAGGAUGGAGGGGCAAGACACUUGGCUAA
Bacidia gigantensis is the source of this 1863-nucleotide messenger RNA. RefSeq lists its product as uncharacterized. The transcript has a single exon. NCBI's taxonomy places the organism in Eukaryota, Fungi, Ascomycota, Lecanoromycetes, Lecanorales, Ramalinaceae. The coding region runs from base 1 to 1863 and encodes 620 amino acids. The record is from RefSeq and is a predicted model, not a curated record.